AUCACCACUUAUACACUCUAUAGUGGGCAGUAAGAGAUUUGGGCCUACCACCAUGGAUGAGAAACUUCGAGUUGUGAUCGAAGACGAUGACUUGCCGAUGGGCGCCCCGAGGAUCCAGGAGUGCAUCCAACUGCUGAGGGACAAACACGGCUUCGAUGUUGUGACAUUCAAGCAGGUCUACCGAACCCCAGAUGUCGGGAAAACAGUGAUCGGAGCGAUUGUGUUAUACAGGGGCUCAGACAUACGCCCCAUUUACACUGGAAAGGACCUACAUUUGCUGCCUCAUCUGAAGUUCGUGGGGACCAUGGGUAUAGGUGUGGACCAUCUAGAUGUGAGGGCGCUGGCUGUAGCUGGGGUAGCUGUUGGGAAUACCCCGGUAGUCGUCGGGGAUGGACCCGCCGACCUUGCCUUUGCUCUCAUGCUGGCGUCAGCAAGGAAUUUUAAACAAGGUUUUGAGUUGAUGAAGAAGGACUUUGAUCCAGUGAAAGACCGAGAUAUCAGCCUCCAGUUCGGCGUGAACGUGGUGAACGCGACCAUCGGCAUCAUCGGCCUCGGCAACAUUGGGUUCAGGGUCGCCAAGCGGGCCAGGGGAUUUGAUAUGAAGAUACUCUAUAAUGAUCUCUACAGAAGAACCCCCGAAGACGAGGCAGCCAUGGGUGUGACAUUCGUGCCCAACCUCCACGACAUGUUAGGACAGGCCGAUUUCGUGGUCGUCUGCUGCCCGUGUACACCACAAACAGAGAAGCUGAUUGGUAAGAAGGAAUUCGACGCCAUGAAGUCCACAACAACAUUUGUCAACGUUGCAAGAGGAAAGAUCGUGGACACAGACGCCCUAGUGGACGCAAUCCGCCACAGCAAGAUCCGCGCCGCAGCAGUUGACGUCACUGACCCGGAACCGCUGCCAAGGGACCAUCCGUUACUUUACUUCCCCAAUGUCAUAGUACUCCCUCACAGAGGAGGAGCAACAUUCAAGACCAUGCAUGAUAUGCUGGACAUCCUCGCUGAUAGUAUAAAGAAGAUCAGUAGAGGCGAACCCAUCACUAACAGGGUGCCUUAAAUGCCUUCCCUAACGUGGUGCGUGGUUUCAACAUUUGAAAGCUCGGUGAACAUCUAAUUGCGAGAUAUUACCAUGGCCAUGGUUCAGCUUCAUCAGUCAUCGCCGAAUACUCUUAAACUAAAGUGAUCCUGUACCGGCUUUCUGGUUGUGACUUUCUCCUCAUAAGAUAGAUGGAAUAGACGUUCAGGGCCGAUUUGUUUUAAAGAUGAGCUUAAUACGGACUUUCUGUGUCGACUGUGAUGCAUGUCAGGAGGCGAGGUCCGAUUUCUUCAGAAAUGACUUUUGUUGAUGAGCCAGCUACGCUAAAUUCUGUCUGCAUUUGCACCGAUCGCCCAUUAUCUCCUUCCAAGAACCAGUCUCGAUAUGAAUUUAAACAGUUUUUGUAAAUCGCUGAUAAAAAUGAUCGAGAUAUUAAUUGCAAGCUCGUGCCGAUACAGGAGUAAUAAAUACAGAUUAUUAUCAUUAUUAUUAUUAUUAUCAGACGAUUGGUCGCAUCCAAACAUGACACCUUCCCUCCCCAUUUCCUCUGCAGUGUGAAAUUGGUACAUCAGUUGGCAGCACAGACGUUUGGCCAACUUAUCAACAAAAAGGCUUGCCUGGGGGACGAACGGGGGACUUCUCGCACCCUAAGCGAGAAUAGUACCACUAGACAACUGUUCCUUGGGAAAUCAAAUAACUUUUAUGCUAGAAUAAAAGUACAGGUUUUAGACAAUAUUAUCUGACA
Molecule: messenger RNA, 1781 nt
Organism: Lineus longissimus
Lineage: Eukaryota; Metazoa; Nemertea; Pilidiophora; Heteronemertea; Lineidae
Product: probable 2-ketogluconate reductase
Exons: 4
Coding region: 53-1057 (334 amino acids)
Molecular function (GO): oxidoreductase activity, acting on the CH-OH group of donors, NAD or NADP as acceptor; NAD binding
Source: RefSeq, a predicted model, not a curated record